Messenger RNA from Cajanus cajan (pigeon pea), 1450 nucleotides. RefSeq names its product RING/FYVE/PHD zinc finger superfamily protein. Gene Ontology annotation, cellular component: membrane. The record is from RefSeq and is a predicted model, not a curated record. Gene Ontology annotation, molecular function: ubiquitin-protein transferase activity; zinc ion binding. Gene Ontology annotation, biological process: protein ubiquitination. Lineage: Eukaryota; Viridiplantae; Streptophyta; Magnoliopsida; Fabales; Fabaceae.
UCGAUGUGGGAGGUAGUUAGAGAAAGGACGAAGGAGAGAGAGUUGAGGGUAGAAAAAGAAUGAGAGAGUUGAAUCAUGGCAUUGCCAUUCGCAUGAAGCUCCCAUUCUCAUUCUCAUUCUCUUAUCUCUCAAUCAACCUCAUUCUUCAUUCCCAUAUAUAAUAAAACCUGUCAUUGUAUCUGCCUUUCCACACUCAAUCUCUUGCUUCGUUCCCAAACCUCUUAUUCCCCACAAGUUUCUACAAACCCCUUUUUCAUCAGCUCACAAAACCUUUCUUAGCUUCAACAAAAUGCGAUCCCCUUCUUAAAUUCUGAAGGGUAUUUACUUGGAAUUUCCUUGGGAGUAUAGUGAAUUGUGGUAUUAGGUGGGAAAAUAUGGGGGAUCACUUUGAGUUGUUGGUUGAUCGAUUGCUUACUGAAUCCACAUUAGAAGCUGCGCUUGAAAGCAGGAAUAGGUCAAUGCUGGCUACAUCCUCAGCACUGAAUGAUGCAAAAAUUGAUCUCAAUUUGAAGAAGAUGGGUAUGGAUGAUAUAAAAUGUCCAGGGAAACUGGUAGAAUGCAGGAUUUGUCAUGAUGAUGAUGAAGAUUCCAAUAUGGAGACACCCUGCUCCUGUUGUGGUAGUUUGGAGUACGCCCACCGCAGAUGUAUACAACGAUGGUGUAAUGAGAAGGGUGACACCACCUGUGAAAUAUGCCACCAGCAGUUCAAGCCUGGUUAUACUGCUCCUCCACCACUCUUUCAGUUUGGUCGUAUUCCAAUGAGUUUCAGGGGAAAUUGGGAGAUUUCAAGAAGAGAUUUGAAUAGUACUCAUUUGGUUAGCAUGGUCCCCACAGACCAGAAUCUUACGAGUUCUAACUAUGAUCAGUAUUCAGCCUCUGCUACAGGAAGUUUGAUUUGCUGUCGUUCAAUUGCUGUCAUUUUCAUGGUUCUUCUGAUUUUAAGACACACACUUCCCCUCGUAAUUAGUGGAAAUAAGGAGUAUUCUUUCCCACUCUUUUUGCUGUUAUUAUUUCGGACUGCCGGAGUUGUUCUUCCCAUAUACUUCAUGGUUAGAGCUGUGGCAUUAAUCCAGCGGCAUCGGAGACAGCAUCGAGAGCAUCUUAAUUCCUCAGCCAGUUCAUCUGAUGAUGAAAGCGAGCAAGCAGAUUUACAGCCUCAGCCUCAUGUCAUACAUGUACUGUAAAACUUCUGUAGCCAGUAGCUAUUUGAAAUAUGAAAAGCUCUUGCUUUUAGAUGUUGCUGCACUGUAUCUUGUGAUUUUUAUGAAAAUUGGAUGGAGACAACUUCUCUGAGAAUAUUGAAUUUGCUACGGAUGGCUACACUGAAAUUCAGAUGUGCAACAUGUGUCUCGUAAGAGGGCAUUGCAUGCCAUUUGUAUUACCAAGUCCCUGUAAUAGCUAUUCUUUUGAGAAGUCUUGGCAGCAACAAGUUAUACAUUUAUUAUUGUUU